AUGUUGUUAUUGCUUUACCAUUUUUUCCAUUCACGUUAUUAUUUGACGAAUUGUUUUUCCAAUUGACUUUACUUGUUUCUGUUGCUCGCUGGCCCUGCACGUGACGCUCCUCGCGCCGCUCUCUUCACACUGCGCUCGUAUACCAGUAAGUGUGAGUUGUGGUGAAACGUGUCCUCCUACUUCUGUUCCAGAGACCAAGGCUUGGUCAAGUCUUCCGUUACUAAACCCUUGAUCGAGGUACCUAUCUUGAAUCGAUACGGUAAAACUUACCCUGCUGUGUAAAUGAAGAAGUGCGUACCACCUAAACUUACAAACCUACAUCGUAAGUUCUCUUAGUGCUAACAGUAAUUGUACAAUAAUUGUAAAUUACAUAACAACAACAACAGUGUGCGAAUAGCCAAGUUCGCGGACUUUCGCCACACUCAAUCCAUGACUAACUAAACUAUUCAAAAACUUUCUCUGAAGGUCUAGUAGUAUUUAGUGUAUGUGUGAUUUCGCACACCAUGGCAUGAGACACGUCACGCCAGGCUCACCGUUAAAAAGCAUUUCUUUCAGCAAACGUUUCUUGGAACGUCAGUUGUUGGCGGUCUGAGAUAUUAUCAAUGAUGAUGCAUUUAUUUAGAGACAAAAUCGGUGAAGCAAGUAAUUCCCCAGAACAGUUGGGAGUUACACACACAGUCCACAUACAUCUAACAGCCGCUCGCCAACUAGCCAAGCGGAGCCGUUUGAACCGUGAACGCCGGGACGCGUCGUUUGCCCCGCGGUAAGAGGUCGCUGUUAGCUGAGCGAAGCUGUCCCGGAGACGAGUCGUCCGCCGUCGUGACGUCUUCCUUUUCCCUGCCGAGUAUGUGCGCGCUGAUAAACUUCACUCAUACACACUUUGAAUGAGCGAGCCCCUCCGCCUUUGCCGGAGCCUGGACUGGAGAACACACACGGAACGCGCCGACGCACGUCUGUAAGGAUCCGAAGCUGCCAUAAUCAUCCGUGUGUGAGAGAGUUUGAACGACGACACAGCGAGUGCGGCGCAGAGAGGUGCUGCCGGAGAUUUACCGAGUGUCACCACGCGAUACGCGCACGAGCCCACCACGACAGGACUGAGGACGGACUCGCCGCCCGAACGAAGCGGAGGGCUCCCCAUGAGAGGAAGACUUUGAGCAUGAGGCAGAGGAUCUGUGGAGCCUGAGCACCGUGACACAGGCAUCUGACCUCUGGAUAUUCCGGUGAAGCUAUACAGCUGUGCUCAGUACAGAGCAGAACCUCUGCCUGUCCAGCAGGGGCACCACUGAUUACAAUGUCAGUGCAGUGAGGUGCAGCAGGUUGUGUUGCCCCUCUUGCCAUGCUGGCCCUAGGGGCAGGACAAGAGGGCAGAGGGCGAGGGGGGCGAGCUGCGUGCAGGCCUCCCACCUGUGGUUCAGGUGUUAAUAUAAAGCAGAAGAUUUCGCAGUGGGAAGGCCGCAGCCAGCCAGACAGGGGUCGAGGUGGUGCGGCGAAAGACCAAAGAGUUGCCGUGUCCCGGACGCUCUCGGGAGACGUCCUCGAAAAUGGAGUCAGCCGUGGACCCCGGAACAAAGCCAGUCUUGCCAAAGCUGUGAGCCUGGGGCUCGAUUUCAGGGAAGCACAGGACAGCAGGCUUAGCAGGGCAUCAGAUGGCCUGGAGCACCACAGCUUCUUGGAGAAAGUAGCAGGUCCAGGUCCAACCCCUUGUCCAAUCCAGGACUCCACUCCAAACCCACCUGCUCAUCCCAACAGUUUUGCGGCAGCCGAGAGCCGCAAAGACACAAGGGAACUUUUGGAUGUGGGGAUGGUGGAUCUGAAGCUCCCACCCUCUGUGCUUGUGGAUGAUCCUGCAGCAGGGCUUCCUCCAGGGAACUUCUAUACCUCUAGGGGCUUCUGGCGCAAACUGGAAGGGGAUGAUUUGCUCCUGGAUCGGGCCUUUGCUGCACAGCCGCCCAUCGCGGUGUUUGAGAACCAAGUGCCUUCUCUGACCGGCACCCCUCCGCCUAAGCCGCAGCGCACCUUUCAAUACCAGGGAGUGGACAGUCCCCCUAGGCAUUGGGAGAGGUGGAGCCCACCUGCCAGCCAGACACAUUUCAGGAGCUGUUCCAGCAGGCCCCCUCCGACUUGUCCGCCUCCUCCAUGUCCUGUUGCCCAUGGCAAUGGCCUCUCCAGGAACAAAAAGAACAGGAAGUCAUUUGAGUUUGAGGAUGUUGUACGGUUCACGGGACAGCAGGGGUCUCCGGCUGAUGAGAGCUGUUCCUCUGGAAUUUACCAAGCCCUAUCCGAGGACAACAUUUACGAGGACAUCGUUUCUGACGGCUCUAGAGAGAACACGUAUGAGGAUGUCAGACUCUUUCCCAUGUGCCUGCCGAAGACCCUGUCCCCCCAGAGGCGCAACCACCGCAGCUCUCAUGCCCCUCAGCUCCCUCCCAAGCCCCUCGCUUUGCAGACACUCCCCGAGAAGGUUCAGAAGAGGCGAAAUGACAGGAAGGCUGCAGUGGUGAUGGCAUCUCCCAUGUCUUCUCCACCCCUGUGUAGACCAACCCUGCCUAAACACCAGCCGACGUCCCCAAAAAAACGUACUUUACCCCAGUAUGUGUACAAGAUCCAGGAGGUCUUCACCGCCAAGCGGGGCAGAAAGAGAGUGAAGAGCCAGGGGAGCAGUGGCUAUGAGAGUUCGGCUAGAGAGGAAACCAGUGGCACAGAGAGUGACCCUGAAGAUGACAGCACGGGCACCCCACGGCGCUGCGUCCACGUGCAGUCAACCCUACGGCGGAGACCUGGGUACCGCACCCUGGAGCGGGACCUCUUCCACCUGCAGCAACAGCAGCUUUUCCAGCUCUUUGUGGUGGUGUCUCUGAGAAAGAUGUCCCCAGGCAAUGGGUACACCCCUGAGAUCACUCAGCAGUUCCCUAACAAGUUUGAGAAGUCGUCCCGGCAUUCACGUGAGGCUGAAGAUCGCCUGAAGGCUAUCCCCAAGUUCUGCUUCCCUGACUCGCAGGAUUGGCGCCCCUGUGGGGACCUACCAAGUGAGACGUUCUCCUUUGUGCUGACGGGGGAAGAUGGCAGCCGCUUGUUUGGUUACUGCCGAAAGAUUCUGCCUAGUGGGAAGGGGAAGAGACUGCCUGAGGUUCACUGUAUCGUCAGCAGACUGGGCUGCUUCAACCUCUUCGCCAAGGUCCUGGAAGAAGUUGAGAGGCGCAGAGAGGUCUCCCCAGCUUUGGUACACCCCUUCAUGCGCAGUCUCAUGGAAGCACCUUUUCCAGCCCCUGGCCGCACCAUCACUGUCAAGAGCUUCCUGCCUGGCUCCGGGAACGAGGUACUGACGCUGUGGCGGCCUGUGGACUCGCGCCUGGAGCACGUGGACUUCCAGAGCCUACUUCAGUGCCUCACUGUGGACCAGUUGCUGCAGGUCUUUGCCUCACUACUGCUGGAGAGGAGAGUUAUCUUUGUUGCAGACAAACUCAGCACACUGUCCCGCUGUGCCCAUGCCGCCCUGGCGCUGCUCUACCCCUUUACCUGGCAGCACACCUUUGUGCCUGUGUUGCCCGCCAGCAUGCUGGACAUCUGCUGCUCGCCCACGCCUUUCCUCAUGGGGGUGUUGCUGCCCUCACUACCCCAGCUGCUGGAGUUGCCCAUUGAGGAGGUGCUCAUAGUGGACCUGUGUGCGGACAGAUUUGUCAAACAGUUGGGAGAUGAGGACUGCAUUCUGCCCAGCAAGUUGCAGGCUGCUCUGCAUGACAUCCUCGAGCAGAGGGAACACAUUCUAGGGCGAGAGGAGCAGGUCGGUGGAGAAGGAGAGGAGCCCGGCUUGAGCUCCCUGGUCUCAGAGGCGUUUGUGCGCUUCUUUGUCGAGCUUGUUGGCCACUACUCCUUGCAUAUGGGGGAGGGUGCAGGCGGGGCACUCGAGCUGCGGCGCGACGCCUUCCGCAAGUCUCACCCCUCCCGCGGAGCACGCCAGUUCCUGCAGCUCUUUAUGGACACGCAGAUGUUCGCUGGGUUCAUCCAGGACCGCGAGCUGCGCAAGGGUGGAGUGAAGGGCUUGUUUGAAGUCAGGGCUGCAGAAUAUCUGGAGUCCAAUCCACCCCCCGAACCCAGUGGGGUCAACAAGUUUCUCAAGGGACUGGGAAACAAAAUGAAAUUCCUGCAGAAGAAGUAGAAGUAUGCACUGGGGCAUAUGGAGAGGACCUCCUAUGCUGUCCAUCUGGCCCUGGACCGGAUUGAGCCUGACCCCUCUGUGAUAUGCCGACCGGAGCAAGAACAACGGAAUGGAGCUCUCAGCCUCUUCCUAGCCGCACCCAUUUGAAAGGCAUCCCGCCAAAGUGUGGCUUAAAGCAGACUGGAACUGGAAAUGAGUGUUUUUUUUUUGUGUAUGUGUGGGUUUUAUAUAUAAUAUAUAUAUAUAUAUAUAUAAAAAAUACGCAGGCCUCAAAGAGCAGUUUACUGUAAUGCUGUGGCAACUGUUUAUGCCCCCUGGCCUCUAACCCUGGUGCUUUUUCUCACUUGGGCUUUCAUUGCUGCCAUUAAAGUAACUCUGAAUAACUGGAGCCAGUGUAAACUAAGCUGUUGUUGGUGAUGAUGUUGCUAUUUAAGUCACUUUAAGUCUGUCCUCGUCAUGAGGACACAAUGUGUUUUUUGAUGCCCUUCCUAAAGCUGGCUGAGAUUGUGAACACUGUGUCCGUUGAGGCCUUCCGAGAUGCAGUUUCUUGGCAGUGGCCAGCUGAAUUGUUUACAGUGCUGUCUGCCUCUUCCUAAGGCACAAUGUGAAAAGUUCAAGAAUCCCCUGUCAGUGCUCCCCAAGUGUAUCUUGCAUGUGACUCUUGUGAGACUUAAGACUUCCAUGUCAACUUGUAAUUUGCAUUAAUUUAACACAGAGCUCGCCAGCACUUUUAACUUAAUUUUUUGUAAUUGUUUUAUCUAAUGCUUCACAUUUAGCCCAACACUAGCUCCUUUGAAUGCCUCAAACAUUAUCCUCCUUUCCAUGAAGGCCCUAGGCGGAGAGGAGGAUGAAGGACUAUUAGAAAAUAGAUGUCUUUUUUUUCAGUUUUUGCCCAUUGAUACAUUAAGCUUUUUACAUCCUUCAAUCCACUCUUGUUUUACUCCAAUAAGGCCAUGAAAUUAACAAUGAAGAAACACUGUUACUGUUACUUCUUUCUUAAGGCUUUUGCUGUAUUAUGUCGCUUUCAUGUUGCCCUCUCACUGUUAUUCCCUCUGUGGUUGUUUACAUGGGACCACAUCAGACCACAGUGAUUAACCUCCACGUUUCCUUCGCAGCGCUCAUCUCUUUCAUAUAACUAGUCUUUUGUGCUUUGAUACGAAUGAAUUAUCAGCACAUGAAGAAAUUUCUGUACAGGAUUUUAUAUUUUUUGAAGUUGUGAAAUAUCUUUAUGGUUCAAAAUAAACAAUCUUUCA
This is a messenger RNA of Scleropages formosus (Asian bonytongue), 5409 nucleotides long. It is a transcript of the gene dennd2c, whose product is annotated as DENN/MADD domain containing 2C. NCBI's taxonomy places the organism in Eukaryota, Metazoa, Chordata, Actinopteri, Osteoglossiformes, Osteoglossidae. The coding region runs from base 1337 to 4156 and encodes 939 amino acids. The record is from RefSeq and is a predicted model, not a curated record. The transcript is spliced from 19 exons.